This is a messenger RNA of Agrilus planipennis (emerald ash borer), 1084 nucleotides long. RefSeq names its product ras-related protein Rab-18. NCBI's taxonomy places the organism in Eukaryota, Metazoa, Arthropoda, Insecta, Coleoptera, Buprestidae. The coding region runs from base 287 to 904 and encodes 205 amino acids. The transcript is spliced from 3 exons. The record is from RefSeq and is a predicted model, not a curated record. Gene Ontology annotation, molecular function: GTP binding; GTPase activity.
AUUAUGAUUAUGACAACACAACACACAACAGAGCAAGAAUGGUUAUGACGAAAACAAUAAGAAAGUUAAUUUUCCGUUUAACUUAAAGUGUUCGCGUUUGUAAUUAAAGUAUUUGCAUUUUAUUAUUAAUAACCACCACUGUUGCAAAGAAUUUGUGCAAAAAUACGGAUACUUUAGUGCUGUAGUAAAUUGUAUUACGCGUGAAGUUGCAAUGAUAAAUAGUGAAAUUCAAAUUACGUUUUGUUAUAUUUAAUUAAUUUCAUUAUAUAUCUCAGUUUUUAGCAAAAUGGAUAGUGAUAUUCUUACAACUUUAAAAAUCUUGAUUAUUGGAGAAAGCGGAGUUGGAAAAUCAAGCUUGCUUUUGCGUUUUACUGAAGACAAUUUUGAUCCAGAACAAACACUUACCAUUGGUGUAGAUUUUAAGACAAAACGACUUAAUAUCAAUGGUGAUACAGUAAAACUUGCAAUAUGGGAUACUGCUGGACAGGAACGUUUUCGAACUUUAACCCCCUCAUACUAUCGAGAUGCCCAGGGUGCUAUCCUCGUCUAUGAUGUUUGCAAUAGGAUGACUUUUGUUAAACUCGAAAAUUGGCUAAGUGAAUUAGAAAUGUAUUCUACAAAGAGUAAUAUUAUUAAAAUGAUUAUUGGUAAUAAAAUUGAUCGAGAAGAGAGAGAAGUCAGUAGAGAUGAAGGAGUAAUUUUUGCAAGAAAACAUCAGACUCUUUUUGUGGAAACCAGUGCAAAAACUAAAGAUGGGGUACAGUGUGCAUUUGAAGAACUUGUUGAAAAGAUUAUUCAGACCCCUGAUCUCUGGGACAGUUAUUCUCCACAGAAUAAUGUUCAUGUUGGAUUGAAGGAUCACCCUGAGGAUUCAUCAUGUAGUGGAUAUUGUGAUUUGCUUUAGUAGAACUAGUUUUAACUUUAUCCUUUACUGAAAAAAUGUAUAUACAUUAAUGCAUAAUUGUAUUUAAAAUCUUGUCAUUUAUCUUUUUCUUUUAAAGUUCUAGUGAAUCAGUAUGUUUAAACAUUCAGUUAACUACUGUAUUAUGAUUUAUAAGAAAAUUAUCUCCAUUCCAGAUAAUUA